Pedinophyceae sp. YPF-701 is the source of this 2268-nucleotide messenger RNA. The record is from the annotation of a GenBank genome assembly. Lineage: Eukaryota; Viridiplantae; Chlorophyta; Pedinophyceae.
AUGGCGGACCGGAUGAACCGCCUGAAGGAGGGCGCGUCGCCAGGCAAGAUGGGCAAGUCCGUCAGCGUGCCGACGUUCGCGCUGCCGGAGGCCCAGCAGGCCGCGACGUCACGCCCCCCCACGGACCACUCCGGGGCGCGGACGCCGGACGCCCGGAGCGGAAAGGGGAGGCUGACGCAGCCGCAGCACCCGCCGCCCGGCAAGCUGGCCACGCACCUGGGCAUCAUGCAAGGAACCAAGCGCCCCAUCGUCUUGAUGAGCAAGGCGCGCCACAAACUCGACACGUACGCGCGCGGCGGGCGGCAGCUCCGGACGUGGCUGAGGUUCGACGAGAUGGGCAACGCGAGCUUCAUCCAGGCGGACAAGAUCGCGAUUGUGCGCAAGUUCCAGGUCCCGCUGCGCGACCUGCGUCUCCUCGACCCCAACCUGUCGAGCUCGUACCCGUCGGCGCUGCUGGUGCGCGACCGGGCGCUGGUGAUCAACCUGGAGCACAUCAAGUGCAUCAUCGGCGUGGACCAGGUGCUCGUGCUGAACGCCGAGGACGAGAACGUCAACCCGUUCGUCGGGGAGCUGCAGCGGCGGCUGCAGGAGCACGCGUCGCCCCGCCCGACCCCGGGGCAGGAGGCGGGCGAGGAGCCCCCGUACGAGCUCGUGGCGCUCGAGGUGGCGCUCGAGGCGGUCGCGAAGCACCUGGAGCGGCUCGUCGCCGAGGUGGAGGCGUCCGCCCAGCCGGCGCUCGACGCCCUCAUCGUGUCGGUGACGGCCAACAACCUGGAGCGCGUGCGGAAGAUCAAGUCGCGCAUGAACCGGCUCUCGACGCGCGUCGACGUCGUGAAGGACAUCCUCGGCAAGUACCUGAACGACGACGAGGACAUGAAGCGUCUGUACCUGUCGCGCCAGGGCAAGAUCGAGCAGCAGCUCGUAGAGAUGGGCUUCCAGCCGCCGUCGCCCACCGAGUCGGUGCGGCCCUCGCGCAAGAGCGAGGCCUCCGCGCACAACGACUGGGGCAACUCCGUGCCGUACAACGGCCCCUGGGCGCGCAGCACCGACCGCGAGGGCGCCGCCGAGGCCCCAGCGGGCCCCGGCAUCUUUGGCGACGACCCCGUGCCGCUGACCGAAGACAACGUCAUGCGACAGAACGCCUCGCAGGAGCUGCAGCGCGUGAGCAGCUCCCUCGCGCGCGGCACCGGCGGCGGCCGCCCCGACCUCGUCCGCCGCUCCCGCGGCCCGACCCUGGAGAUGCACCUGAUGGACCAGCAGCGCACCGCGCGCGGGCCGCUCGACGGGGAGCGGCCGGGAAGCUCGCUGCGGUCGCUCCCCGGGUCCCCGCUGGGGUCGCGCGGCGUGAGUCCGACGCGCGCGGUCCCGAUCGAGAUCCCGCGCGUGGCGCCCGAGCACCGGGAGGGGGCGUACCACGCGCGCCAGCCGGCGGACAUCGAGGUGCCGGGGGACGUGCGGCUGAGCGGGACGCUGCUGUCGCCGUCGCCGUCGUCGCCGCAGCGGAUGACGCCGUCGGCGAGCGCGGUGCACGCGCGGCGCUCGGUUCACGCGGGCGGGUGGCGGCGGUCCACCUCGCAGGCACCCGACCGCGGGAACGCGAGCCCCGAGACCGGCAGCUCCGCGCUGCGCGACGGCGCUGGCGGCGGCGGCGGCGGCGGCGGCGGCGGCGGCUUCCUCGACCCGACGCCGGAGGGGCAGCCGAUUGAGCACGGGUUGGACGGCGCGGCUGGCGGGGGCGACGAGGGCGGCGCGGGCCGGCGGACGUCGACGGGGCUGACCCGCGAGGGCGGCUCGCUCCGGCGGUUCACGUCGCGGCACCGUCGCUCGAGCUCCUCGACGUCGUCGUCGUCGUCGCGCUCGCGCGGCACCACCGAGAGCGAGGUCUCGAGCGUGGUGUCGUCGCUCGAGGAGGACAUCGUGGACGAGGUGGAGAUGCUGCUGGAGGCGUACUUCAUGCAGCUGGACCACACGAAGAACAAGCUGCAGACGCUGACGGAGUACGUUGAUGACACGGAGGACUUCAUCGAGAUUUCGAUGGACAACCACCGGAACCAGCUGAUCUGGCUGGAGCUGAUGCUGACGGCGGCGGCGCUGAGCAUCUCCAUCGUCAGCAUGGUCGCGAGCGUGUUCGGCAUGAACCUGAACAACAAGCAGGAGUCGUCCUUCGCGGCCUUCAUGGUGGUGAUCUUCGUGAGCGCCAUCGUGGCCUGCCUGUCGUUCGGCGGGGUGCUGCUCUACGCGCGCAUCCGCGGCCUGACGUUCCGCUGA